Molecule: messenger RNA, 4562 nt
Organism: Alligator sinensis (Chinese alligator)
Lineage: Eukaryota; Metazoa; Chordata; Crocodylia; Alligatoridae
Gene: KDM1B
Product: lysine demethylase 1B
Exons: 22
Coding region: 1083-3470 (795 amino acids)
Molecular function (GO): oxidoreductase activity; protein binding; zinc ion binding
Source: RefSeq, a predicted model, not a curated record
AUUCACAUAAUCUACAUUUGGAAAUAAAUUUGUUUGUAUAAACACCUACUAUAUUUUCCUGUUGGUUAAACUUCCUCUUUCACACUUUUCUAAAAGGAAGUUGCUAUUAGUGUUAUAUAAUGGGAGGCUGCCCCAUAAAAAGAUAAAUCUAAAGAUAGGUUUGUAGAGAUUAAUUAUUGGAUAAUAAUGCAGAAUAAAUUCUCAGGUCAGUUGAUUAACAUGAAUUAUUUUUAUGGUAUUACUUCCCUUUUUGUCUUUUUGUUUACAUUUUUCCUCUUUGCUCCCAUUUUUUGAAUACUUUAUACCCCAUAGGGAAGGCCACCCUUGAUAACAGCCCAGUCAAGAUUUUGGUUUUUAAAAUAGCUUUUUCAGCCUGCUUAAAACCCAGAACUGGUGUGCGUUUAGCUUGUUCAGUAAGUUGUAGCUUCUCUACUCCCCAGCAAAGACCUAAAUAACAGAGAAUUAUAGUGAUGCCUUUAACAUGCUAAGAUUUUAUUUUUGCAAAAUAUGCAACUCAUACAGUAUUAUAACUACAUAUAAUUACAACAAAAGUUGAGUUUUCUACGUCCUGAAUGGUGAGUACUGUCCUAGAAGAUGUGUGGGUCUCAGAACAUCUCUAAUUGACCUUUCACUUUUCAUUAAACAAUGUUUAUAAUACAUUCAUUUGAAAGAUAUAAUGCAAUCCAAAUUCUCCACUAGGUAGGAGGAGGAGUGCCACUGUAAGUACAAGCAUAAGGUUUGCAUUUUGAGAUUAUGCUUGCUCAUGAUGAGCCAGGUCUUCGUGUGGUACAAAUUGACUUGGGUCCAUUGAAAUCACUGAUGGGGAAUCUGAUCUUGUAUACUCGCUCUAAGCUUAAAUUAAAUACAGUUACUGUUUCUUAUCCCAGCAUACAUUCUGUCACCUCCUUUUUUCCCCAUGUGAUUAAUAGAUUAAUAUAACUCGACAAAGGUACUUUGACCAACGUGAUUCCUAGAUUGUAAGGGGCUGGAAGGGACCUCGCAAGAUCAUGAGGUCCAGACACCCUGCACUAAUGAGGAAAGACAACUGGGGUCAGGUGACCCAAGCAAGUUCUUAUUAGACAAUGUCAACUGGAAGAGUACGGGCAAAAAAAAAGGCAUCGUCUGUGGAUCAGUCUCCAGAUAGCCUUCCUUUGCGGAGCUCUGGGAGACAGGUGAAGAAGAAGGCAGCUGAAACAGCAGAUGACGAUGAUGAAGCAACAUCGGAGAAGAAGUACAGAAAGUGUGAAAAAGCUGGUUGUACUGCAACGUGUCCUGUUUGCUUCGCAAGUGCUGCCGAAAGGUGUGCUAAAAAUGGGUACACAUCUAGAUGGUAUCAUCUCUCCUGUGGGGAACACUUCUGCAAUGAGUGUUUUGAUUAUUAUUAUCGAAGCCAUAAAGAUGGUUAUGAGAAAUACACUGCUUGGAAAAGGAUUUGGACCAGUAAUGGUAAAAGUGAGCCCAGUCCUAAAGCUUUCAUGGCUGAUCAACAGCUUCCUUAUUGGGUACAAUGCACCAAGCCAGCAUGUGGGAAGUGGCGUCAGCUGACAAAGGAAAUCCAGCUCACUUCACAAAUAGCCAAAACAUACCGCUGUGGUAUGAAACUUAGCAAUUCUACCAAGACUGAGGGCUCAGACCAGUGUUCCAUGCCUGAAGAUUUGAGAGUUGCUGAAGUCUCAGACCACUGGUGGUACUCCAUGCUCAUUCUCCCUCCCUUGCUGAAAGACAGUGUAGCAGCUCCCUUUCUCGCUGCAUACUAUCCAGAUUGUGUGGGCAUGAGUCCAUCCUGUACCAGCACUAACCGAUUACUGGGUGAAUCCAACACUGUGAAGUUAGAGCAUUUAAAGAGCAUGCCUAAUUUGGCUGUUUCAGGGUUGAACAAAUACUUCCAGCCUUUUUACCAGCCCAAUGAAUGUGGUAAAGCACUCUGUGUGAGACCAGAUGUCAUGGAACUAGAUGAACUCUAUGAGUUCCCAGAAUAUUCAAGAGACCCUACUAUGUACCUGGCCUUAAGAAACCUCAUUCUGGCUCUGUGGUAUACAAACUGCAAAGAAGCUCUCACUCCUCAGAAAUGUACACAUCACAUCAUUGUUCGGGGGCUUGUGCGUAUUCGCUGUGUACAAGAGACAGAGAGGAUUCUGUACUUUAUGACAAGAAAAGGGCUGAUUAAUACAGGGAUUUUAUCAGUCAGUCCUGACCAGUAUCUUCUUCCCAAAGAAUACCACAAUAAAUCUGUCAUUAUUGUUGGAUCUGGUGCAGCAGGGUUAGCAGCUGCAAAACAGCUUCACAAUUUUGGAAUUAAGGUCAUCAUACUAGAAGCUAAAGAGAGAAUCGGUGGCCGAGUGUGGGAUGAUAAAACUUUCAAAGGAAUCACUGUCGGAAGGGGAGCACAGAUUGUCAAUGGAUGCGUCAACAACCCAGUAGCACUAAUGUGUGAGCAACUUGGCAUUAAAAUGCACAGACUUGGGGAGAGAUGUGAUUUGAUCCAGGAAGGUGGACGAAUAACCGAUCCCACUAUAGAUAAGCGCAUGGACUUCCAUUUCAAUGCCAUCUUGGAUGUUGUCUCUGAGUGGAGAAAGGAUAAGAGCCAGCAUCAUGAUGUCCCUCUUGGUGAGAAGAUACAGGAGAUCUACAAAGCCUUUAUUCAGGAGUCUGGUAUCCAGUUCAGUGAGCUGGAGGAAAAGGUACUACAGUUCCAUCUCAGUAACCUGGAAUAUGCCUGUGGCAGCAACCUCUCUCUGGUAUCUGCACGCUCAUGGGACCACAAUGAAUUUUUCGCCCAGUUUGCUGGAGAUCACACCCUUUUAACAGUGGGAUACUCUACUGUGUUAGAUAAACUGGCUGAAGGUGUGGACAUUCGGCUUAAUUUUCCGGUACGCAACAUUGACUAUUCUGGAGAAGAAGUCCAGGUCACAACAACAGAUGGAACUAUGUGGGCAGCACAAAAGGUUUUAGUUACUGUACCACUAGCGCUUCUUCAAAAAAACACUAUUCAGUUUAAUCCUCCACUGCCAGAGAAAAAAAUUAAAGCCAUUAACAGUUUAGGAGCAGGAGUCAUUGAGAAGAUUGCUUUACAGUUUCCUUACCGAUUUUGGGACAGCAAAAUUCAAGGAGCUGAUUUUUUUGGUCACGUUCCACCUAGUUCCAGCCAGCGUGGACUAUUUAGUGUCUUUUAUGACAUGGAUCCACAGGGGAAAUACAGUGUUUUAAUGUCAGUGGUUACUGGAGAUGCUGUCACAACCAUUAAGAAUUUAGAUGAUAAACAAGUAUUACAGCAAUGCAUGACUGUACUUCGAGAGCUGUUUAAGGAGCAGGAAGUUCCUGAUCCAGUAAAAUUCUUUGUUACACGAUGGAGCCAAGACCCCUGGACCCAGAUGGCAUACAGUUUUGUAAAGACAGGUGGCAGUGGGGAGGCUUAUGACAUUCUAGCUGAAGAUGUACAAGGAAAAAUCUUCUUUGCUGGUGAGAACUGACUCACCACUUCUCCACUGGCCACAAACAGGCACUUUCCCCAGACCGUUACAGGAGCCUAUUUGAGCGGCGUUCGAGAAGCAAGCAAAAUAGCAGCAUUUUGAAUAGUGGCAUUUUGUUUCCAUAGAUAUUUUUUUAUCGUUUUCUGUGGGUAAGACUAUCUUCAAUUUUCCUAUUUGCUACUUUGCUAAGUGGUACUUAAACAGUGUACGGUACCUGAAUAUAAAUUCAUCUUUCUUCUUUUCUCUUUCUUUUCUCCCUUUUAAACCCUGAGGAUACAAGUACUUGUUUUCUUAACUAAAACGUUUGUUAUAACUUAUUAGUCUGCACUAGCAUUCAAGUCUCUUGGCCUCUUUGGCCCUCAGAGAUUUACUAACAACCUUCUAGGUGAACUGUUUUUUUCAUGGUUCAACUCUUACUGUUGUAGAACCAAACUUCAGGUCAGGACAAGAGGGCUUUUAGUCACUAUACAGUAUUAAAACAUGCUUGCAGACUUACAGGUGGGGAUGAUGGGACCCUUCAAUUCAUUUUCUUCUCAGGUAUUCAUACUCAUUCCCAAGCACUUGAAUAAACUGGCCAAAUUGUGGAAUGACAAUGGUUAUGAGUAUAAGAAGGAACAAACAGAAAUAUCUCCCCACCUGCAACAAAAAACCCCCUCUUUUGCUAUUUUUUCAGUGACCUUACUUUCUACCAGUCAGGUUUUAGAAUCUGAAGUUUGUUCCUUUAAACUGCUGGAACAGUAUACAGUGCAAUUACAGGAGGGUUAUUGGAGCCAAGAUAAUUUUUUAGAAGAAAUAAAAAUAUUAAACUUUUUACAUUAUUGUAAAAAUGUCUCUAAAUUUUUUUCCCUCCUACAUAUUCAGAGGAAAAAUACCUUUAAAAGAAUCCUCUUUACAAUAGGGUUAAUUUGAGAUUUGCUCAGUGGAAGUAGAGUAGGGGAAAAAAGUUUUAUAAUUCUGUUGUUGUUUGAACAGUGAAUCUCCAAAUUCAUUUGAGAUGUGUAGAUAAGUCAUUUAUAUGUGUAAUUAUGAAAGCAUAGCAAGGAAUGAAGAUGGGACUAUAAGUUCAAAUUUCUUAGUGGCUCAUUCAGCUUU